AUGCACGGGACCACGGGAAGACGCGCCUCGCGCAACCCUGGCAACUACCACGACCUCAACUACCGGAACAAACGUUCCUUUGUCGCAAAAACUGCGCGGUUACGAGAGAUUACGAACAAUAACGAAAAUGUCCUGAACGAGCGCAGCAUGUCCUCACCGGCGCUUUUCCUCGCCUCCUCCCCGCUCUCCAUCACGUCUCCACGCCGCAUACCCAAAUCGAAGUUCACGUACAAGCAGCUCCACCAGCUGAAGUCGUACAGCACCCAAACACCGCUCCGAGUAAUCGCACAUGUCGAUCUGGAUGCCUUCUACGCGCAAUGCGAGACGGUGCGGCUCGGUAUCGACCCCACAAAACCUCUCGCGGUCCAGCAAUGGCAAGGGCUCAUAGCGAUCAACUAUCCCGCGCGUGCAUUCGGACUGAACAGGCACGUAACGUCUGCGGAGGCGCUGAAGCAAUGUCCGGAGCUUAUUAUGCAGCAUGUUGCGACAUGGAAAGAGGGUGACGAGAAAUGGGCCUACCACGAAGACUCGUUCACGAACAUGGCAACACAUAAAGUCAGCUUAGAUCCAUACCGAUUAGAGAGUAGAAGGAUUUUGAAGUGCAUAAAGGAAGCGCUUCCAGAAGAGGAGCAGCGUGUAGAAAAGGCCAGCAUCGAUGAAGUCUUCAUGGAUUUGAGCGCACAUGUGCACACCAUCCUGUUGGAGAGAUACCCUGAGCUGAGGGGUCCAGCCCCGUACGACGACCCCACAGAGCCGCUGCCGAAGGUACCGACUACUGUGCUGGACUGGGCAGCCGAUGCGCUUGUCGAGACUGGUGAGGAAGAUGGCGAGGACAAAGAUCCGGAUUGGGACGAUGUGUGUAUGGUCAUCGCAUCAGAAAUUGUGCGUGACGUGCGAAAACACAUCAAGGAUACACUCCAGUAUACGUGUUCCGGUGGUGUUGCGCGCAACAAGAUGCUCGCGAAGUUGGGCUCCGGGUACAAGAAGCCAAAUCAGCAGACCGUCAUUCGCAACAGAGCUGUCAAGCAUUUCCUCUCUGACAUGAAGUUUACCAAGAUCAGGAUGCUGGGGGGAAAGCUGGGCGACGAGGUCGUUGCUAUGUUUGGCACUGACAAAGUCAAGGAGCUAAGAGAGCAGCCCUUAGACCAACUCAAAAGAAUUGGUGAUGAUACGGGAAGCUGGCUGUACUCUAUCAUCAGAGGCGAGGAUAACAGCGAAGUAAACACCCGCACGCAGAUUAAGAGUAUGCUAUCAGCGAAGUCCUUCAGACCGUCCAUCAAUUCGUUCGAACAAGGAGUCAGGUGGAUACGAAUCUUCGCUGCGGACAUCUUCUCGCGGUGUGUGGAAGAGGGGGUGCUGGAGAACAAGAGGCGGCCUAGAACCAUUGUCUUGCAUCAUCGACAAGGUGCGCAGACACGUAGUCGAUCAGCACAGAUUCCACAGGGUAAGCCUUUGUCAGAAGUGACUCUCUUCGAUCUUGCAAAGAACCUCCUUGCCCAGGUCGUUGUUGAUGGACGAGCAUGGCCAUGUGCCAAUCUAUCACUGAGUGUAGGCGGCUUUGAAGACGGACCAAAGAACAACGCAGGCAUUGGCGGUUUCCUUGUGCGUGGCGAUCAAGCGAAAGCAAUGAUGUCUUCGGACCGACAUUCGAGUUACAAUGAGCCUCCCGCGAAAAGGAGGCGAACUAAAGGCAACAUAGCUAGCUUCUUCGGGGCGAGAGACGAUAAGAAGAAGGAUUUCGACGCCGCAAGAGCAGUGCUGAUGAAGGCACACAGCGAAUCUACUAAGGACGAGACAGAAGAGGAAGUCGAGGACCGUGACGACGAGGAUGCUUUGGAAGACAUUCGCAGUGACGAAGUCACACGGCCAACAACGCCAACGCUCGAGCACCAGGACUCCAGAAAAGAGAUGUACAGAUCGAACACUCCACCCUCAGCACAGCCUCGAGCUCCAUCAAGAUCGCCGCCUGCACAUCAAGAAAUUCAAGAAGACGGUCCACCAGUUAUGCCAGCACCUCGAGCCAAUCGUGCCGAACAGGCUCAUGAGACCCUUAACACCUUCUUCUGCUCUCGCUGUAACAUCCAUUUGCCAAAGUUCGAAGAGACUGAACACAUCGAUUACCACUUUGCCCUAGACUUGUCGAAAGAGAUGCGACAAGAAGAGCGAAACCCGCCGCCAGUAGUAAAGAAUCGAGGGACUCUGAAACCUAGUAGAGGGAGAGGAAGGCCGCCAGGUAGUGGGAGAGGUGGUGGAUCAAGCGGUGGAGAAAAGGGACAGAAGACAUUGGCUUUUGGACGACAGGGGUGA
This is a messenger RNA of Ascochyta rabiei, 2307 nucleotides long. Its product is annotated as DNA-directed DNA polymerase. Bases 1 to 2307 code for a protein of 768 amino acids. Gene Ontology annotation, cellular component: replication fork; nucleus; site of double-strand break. The transcript has a single exon. Gene Ontology annotation, biological process: error-prone translesion synthesis; response to radiation. Gene Ontology annotation, molecular function: damaged DNA binding; DNA-directed DNA polymerase activity. The record is from RefSeq and is a predicted model, not a curated record. NCBI's taxonomy places the organism in Eukaryota, Fungi, Ascomycota, Dothideomycetes, Pleosporales, Didymellaceae.